AUGGUUUGCAAACAGCAAAGCUUGGCUCUAGAAAAUGAGCUUUUAAGAACGGAGAUUGAAAAACUGAAAGCAGUUGCCUCGAAUUGUCUUGGAAGAACAAUCCCCUUGUUAGAAACCAGAGCAGAUCAAUCACAGAUGAUGUACUCUUCACACCAUGAAGAGGGAAGCUCAGGACAGAACCAGAUUACAUUGCCCACACCCACUUGUGUUUCAUUGGAUGAAUCCUCGGCAAUGGAAGCUGCGCAAAAGGCCACUGAAGAAUUUAUCUGGAUGGUAGACGCAAACGAGCCUGUUUGGGUGAAGAAACCUUUUGCGGAUGGUACAAUAAAAAUUCUGAAUACCAAUGAGUUGUACGGAACAUUUCCUCAGGGCAUGGGGCUCAGCAGCAACAUGAAGAGAGAAGGCAGCAGGGACACCUCAAUUGUUUCUAUCACAGGAGCUGAAUUGGUUGAUCUCUUCAUGGAUGUGAAUAAAUGGAAGAAAAUAUUUUCAUUAAUUGUAACAAGAGCAGGGACCUUGCAAGUUGUGUCUCAAGGGGUUGGUGGUCACAGAAAUGGUUUACUUCAACUGAUGUAUGCUGAGCUACAGAUUCUAUCUCCUCUUGUUCCCACGAGACAUAUAUCUUUUCUUCGGUUUUCCCAGCAGCCAACCAAUGGAAUGUGUAUAGUGGUAGACUUUUCUCUAGAAAAUUUGAACUACAGUAUUUCGCCCUCCGUUGGAUGGUACCAUAAGCAUCCGUCUGGAUGUGUUAUACAAGAUAUGCCUAAUGGGUGUUCAAAGGUGAUUUGGAUAGAGCAGGGUGAGACAGAUUAUAGAAUAGUUCAUAAAAUAUUUGAGCAAGUCAUCAACAGCGAAAUGGCCUUUGGCGCCCAGCAUUGUCUGACAUGCUUGCAGAGGCAAUGCUGUUGGUUUAAAACUCUAGUAGAUCUCACCAGCGAAGGAGCUGUUUACCGGACAAAUAUGAUAAGAUUGGCGCAGAACAUAAGCAGUCAAUUUGUUGCAAACAUAAUCCUUUAUUCUGUGAAGUACAAACUAUUAUCAUGUGGAGAAUGGAAGGAACUCACAAGCAUUGGAAAUGGAUCAGACCCUUCAAAUUGCAUUUCAUUGUUUGCUGUUUAUUGUGAAGGCGAGACAGAGAAGAUGCUGAAACAAAGUUACAGAGACGCAUCGGGGUCUUUUUGUGUGUAUACAGCCAUUAAUGUUGACAUCAUCCAUGGUAAGGAUGCUUCUUCAUUACCCAUUGCCGCUCAUCAUGGAUUUGCAGUACUACCAUAUCAUACUUCAACUGCCGUUAAUUCACUUAUACCAACCACUAUAUUACAUGAGGAAGCCUCGGCCACCAGCCUUGACAGUGUAGGUUCACUUGUUCAGGGUGUGCCCAAAAAAGAGGCAGAAGCUGGACCCCACAGGGUGUAA
Messenger RNA from Cryptomeria japonica (Japanese cedar), 1416 nucleotides. Its product is annotated as homeobox-leucine zipper protein HDG5-like. NCBI's taxonomy places the organism in Eukaryota, Viridiplantae, Streptophyta, Pinopsida, Cupressales, Cupressaceae. Bases 1 to 1416 code for a protein of 471 amino acids. Gene Ontology annotation, molecular function: lipid binding. The record is from RefSeq and is a predicted model, not a curated record. The transcript has 9 exons.